AUGGUGCAACCCAGAAACCCAAAGCUCCAUGCUUUUACUCUUCUUCUGGUUGUGGUGUCGGUCAAUGGAGAAAAGUAUAUACCGGCCGUGGGCGACCCAGGGAUGAGAAGGGAUGGACUGAGAGUGGCAAUAGAGGCAUGGAACCAGUGCAAUGAGGUUGGAGAAGAAACUCCAAACAUGGGAAGUCCAAGAGCUGCUGAUUGCUUUGAUGUAUUUUCUCACCUUCUUUCUCUUUGCUCUGUAAUAGAUUCUGCAGGGGGGAAAAGCUGCUCCCUCUGCAACUCAAUUCCAUACAUGCUAGUCCACAGAGUUACAGAGGAAGAAAACAAGCUUGGCUUGGGACAACCUUUCUUAGGAGCUCAGCCAGAGGCACUGACGGAUGUAGACUUAUUUGCUGCAAAGAAAGAGCUUUAUUUGGGAUCGAAAUGUCAGGUUGAAGACACUCCCAAUCCCUGGCAGUUCUGGAUGAUAAUGCUUAAGAAUGGCAACAUGGAUUCGUAUGCGGCUAGGUGCCCCAAAAAUGGCCAGAAAGUCGGGCCAUAUGGCCCCGAUGCUAGGUUCCCGUGCUUCGGCCAAGGCUGCAUGAACCAGCCAUUGAUUUAUCACGAAUAUACCACAUUGCAAGGGCCUAAUAGAUCUACACUCGAGGGGAAGUUCUUUGGAUCAUGGGACUUGGAUGCUGAUCUAAGUGGAGGAAUGGUGCAGAAUUUUUCUUACUAUUCUGUCACCUGGAGGAAGGAAGUUGGGAAAGGAAGUUGGGUUUUUCAUCAUGUCUUGAGGACUUCAACCAAGUAUCCGUGGCUGAUGCUUUACUUGAGAUCCGAUGCCACGACUGGUUUCUCUGCCGGGUACCACUAUGAAACCCGGGGUAUGCUAAAAACUAUCCCAGAAUCACCAAACUUCAAGGUGAGAUUCGCCUUGAAUGUGAUCAAAGGUGGGGGUCCUAGAAGCCAGUUCUACUUGAUGGACAUAGGAGGCUGCUGGAAGAACAACGGUUCGCCCUGUGAUGGCAAUGUAACUUCUGACGUGACACGAUACAGCGAGAUGAUCCUGAAUCCAGAAACGCCUUCAUGGUGCCGUCCUGACAACCUCGGGUCCUGCCCGCCCUAUCAUACGUUCCCAGAUGGGAGCCGGGUUCAUCGCAGUGACACAGCCAAGUUCCCUUAUGAGGCCUACCACUUGUAUUGCUCACCUGGAAACGGGGCGCAUCUAGAGGAGCCAAACAAUCUGUGUGAUCCAUUCAGCAAUCCCCAACCUCAAGAAAUCCUGCAAAUUCUGCCACACCCAGCUUGGGGUGACUAUGGAUAUCCAACUGAGAAAGGGGAGGGUUGGAUUGGAAACCCUACAACAUGGGAGCUCGAUGUGGGGAGAUUAUCUCAAUCCCUCUACUUUUACCAGGAUCCAGGAACUCUACCGGCUAGGAGGCAAUGGACAUCAGUUAAUUUGGGAACAGAAAUUUACAAAGACCCUGACCAAGUUGCAGAAUGGACUGUCAGUGAUUUUGAUAUUUUUGUACUCCAACAAUGAAGUAAAGAUGAUUUUUGCUAAACGAAAUUCAGGAACCAAUAAAGCGAAACUUUGCAGCCAUGGUUUUCUGCAACGGGCCUAAUUUUCUUCAUCCUUCACUCUCUAGCUCAUUUUCAUGAAUAGAUUCUGGAAUUGAGAGUUGCAUCCAGAGAAGGGAAAUAUCAUGGCUCUCCUGGACGGCCAAGAUUCUUAUUUUGAAGAAGUGAGAAUUUUAGGUCUUUAGAUCAUUGUUAUUUUCAGUAGUAACGACUUGAAUGAUUCCCAUAUAAGGACAACUUUGCCGGGAAAUUCCCUUUAGAUCUGAAAACAAAUGCCACAAGUUGCCAUGAGCUUGUAGUAGCUGUCAAGUUAGCAUCUACAUGAUGUGACGGUCAUAGGAAAUUUGUUUGACCCAAAAAGUUUAAGGUAAUAUAAGAACACUUCAUAUGGAAGGACUACAA
Molecule: messenger RNA, 1967 nt
Organism: Diospyros lotus (date-plum)
Lineage: Eukaryota; Viridiplantae; Streptophyta; Magnoliopsida; Ericales; Ebenaceae
Exons: 4
Coding region: 1-1527 (508 amino acids)
Source: RefSeq, a predicted model, not a curated record